AUGUAUUAUACAAAAACGUGUAUAUGGGAAGUUGAAAAUUCUAAUAUUGAUGACAGCAGCGAUGAUUCUGUAGUUCGACAUUUAUCAUUAAAACGUAAAAAUCGAUCUGAAAGUUAUGAAGAGAAUAACAAUUGUACUACUUGUAAUACUGAUGGAGUCAUCACAUUAUCAACCGUCAAAUUGAAGAAGAAUACGCCUAAAAUAAAUUCUUUUAUAGAUAAAAUAAGCGAGACGGAGCAUUCAAAAUUAGACGAAGCUUUAAGUUAUUUCUUUUUUAAAAAUAUCGAUUGCACAACAUUUUUGGAGAUAAUUGGUGUAAUAAAAGCUGGAAGCAACACAUUGUUUAUUAAAUCAUGGAGCUUUAAAGAUGAAAAGGAUUAUUCAGAUAACUACUUUAAAAUGGUUGAGGAAUCAAAUGUGAUUAUACUUAAAAAAUAUGAUUUAUCAAUUUAUAGUGUCGUAUCCUUUGUUAAUAUUUUAACAAUUGAUAAUACUCGUGAUUCUACUUUAACAGUAACACCUACUUGUAAGUCUACUGUUAAAUGGCAUUUGACAUGCUAUUUAGAAACUGUGGACACGUUGACUACAUCAAUCCAGGACGAUGUAUUGGACAUUAAAGUGAAUCGUUUGUUAAAUAAAUUGAAGGAUACAAAUGUUGAAAGCGAAAUAGUGAAAAGAAACGGAGAUAAAAAAUCUCAACUCAAAGAAGAUGUUUUUGAGCAUUCCUAG
Molecule: messenger RNA, 729 nt
Organism: Cotesia glomerata
Lineage: Eukaryota; Metazoa; Arthropoda; Insecta; Hymenoptera; Braconidae
Exons: 3
Coding region: 1-729 (242 amino acids)
Source: RefSeq, a predicted model, not a curated record